GACAGCAUUAAUGUGGGCUGCCUAUGGAGGACAUCUGGAGAUCUGUCGACUCCUCAUUGAUACAGGAUGUAAGAUCAACAUCACAGAAACAAGAGAUGGAAGAACAGCUUUACAUCUAGCUGCUUAUGGGGGACAUUUACAGACCACAAGAUGUCUGGUAGAAAGAGGUGCCAGUCCCUUGGUUACAACACAUGAGGGUGAGACUCCAUAUGAUAUAGCAGCCACAUGGAAACAGGGGCAAUAUAAAGAAGUGAUGGAAUACUUACAGACUGUCAUGUCAGAGAAAUCUCCAGGUGUGACUGCUGGUCAAGGGAUAGAAGGGGAAAUGGUUCCAACUGAAAUAAGAAUAAUGGCUGACAAAAGAUCUAUUGAUUUGUACCUCAAAUUACUUGAGUCAGGCUCUGAGAAAAAGAGAGACAUACGUUUAGUUGUUGUUGGAAAAAAAGGUGCAGGAAAGACAUCAUUGAUUAAAAGAUUGUUCUCUGAAGAAAAUACAGAUGUAACUAGUACAAAUGGAAUAGAAAUCCACACAAUAAAAUGCAAAGCAAUGUCUGAUGAUGGCAUAUGGAAUAAAGUAGAUGGAGUCAAUGAAGAAACUGAAAUUCAUGCAAGACUUUUGAAACAAUACAAAGGAACAAUUGAAGCAUCAAAAGAAAAAGGAACAUAUAAAGCUGUUAAGGAAAACAAACCAUCAAUAAGUUUUGAUGAAUCAGAGAAAUCAGAGACAGUAACCCAGCAGCCUAAAAAAAGAAAACUUCAAGUAACCACUGAAUCUCAAGUUGAACUUCUAUCAACAUCACAACAACGAAACCAAUCAUUAGAACAGGCAAAACAGGAUAUAGAAAGCAUGCUUAAAUCUAAUGUUGAUUUCAAUGACAAAGAGGAGUAUGCCACUUUAUUGUUGUGGGAUUUUGCGGGAGAUGAAGAAUUUUACCAUACCCAUCAAACUUUUUUGUCCUCAGAUGCAAUUUAUCUUGUUGUAACAAAACUCAAUGAAGCUGACAACAAAAAUGCACAAGAUUUAUUCCAGUUAUGGAUGGACUCGAUCCAUUGCUACAGUAGACUGGAAGAGGACAAAAGUAAUUCUGCUGAUAGCAAGACAACAUCAGAUGAUCUUGAUCCACCAGUAGUUAUUGUUGGUACUUGGAAAGAUGCUGUGACCUCUGAGUCAGAAGAGAUUGACGAUGCAUAUCGAGAAAAGAUUUUUACCUUUACGGAGAAUAUGUCAGAAGAUGAACUAAGACAUAUAAGAAAAGAAUACUUCAUUUCCAACACAGAAGAUGAUCCCAGUGUUUUCCAACAAAUCCGAGAAGACGUUCUAUAUUUAGCCAGAAAAAUGAAAACAUGGAACCAAGUUUAUCCCUUAAAAUUUAUUCAGCUUGAAAAACGAAUUCAUGAAAAAAAGAAGGAGUUACCAAUUAUUUCCUUUAAUGAAAUUCAGCACAUCUCUACUGAUACACAUAAUCCACUAAAUGAUGAGGAACUCAGAUUGUUCCUGGAAUUUCACCAUGAGAUCAGAGCUUUAGUUUAUUUCAAAGAUCUUCCUUCUUAUAUUAUUUUAGACACACAGUGGUUGUCCAAUGCUUUUAGAUGUAUAGUCACAGCAAAGAAAUUUAGAGCUAUUAGUAUUAAAAAUAGAACAAAAUGGGAUGAAUUGUACAGUAGAGGCAAAUUACAUAACGAGGUUUUAGACGACAUAUUUAGUAAAAGUGAAAACACUUUUUCCAACCACAAGGAACACAUCCUGAACGUAAUGGAGAAAUUUGAUAUCAUUAUACGUCCAAACAUAUCAGGAACUGAAAGAGACGCUGUUGAUGACAAACAUCUUUAUUAUAUACCUUGUAUGAUUAAAUCAGAACCUGAGUGUGAUAUUUACGAAAUAUUUAACGUGACAGAAUACACAUGUACUAAGUCUAACUGGUUAUGUUAUAUGUUUAGGUUUCUACCACCUCAUUUAAUGAAUCAUUUAAUUGCAUCCCUAUGCAGGAAAUAUAAAGUAGCAGAAGUUGUCACAAAGGCACAAAAAAAACAAAUUGCUCUUUUCAGAAGCUCAGCUGUCUUUGAGUUAGAUAAAACGACCAAAUUAGCAAAAUUACAUAUAAUGAAAUGUCCAAAUUGGAUUCAAAUUCAGGUUUGGCAAUUUGGGAAAGAACGUGAGAGAGGUUUGUACAAAUACAUUGACGAUUUUGUGACAGAGGAAAUUGUCAAGAUAAUAAACACAAGAUUUAAGAUGUUUAAUGUGAAAUUUUGGAAAAGUUGGGAAUGUGGCCUUACAAAACCAGAGUCUGUGACAGGAUCAAAUGAUUUUAGUGAGGAGCAGAUUCCAGAAUAUUACUGUGAAAAAUGUACAAGCACCCAUAUAUUCAUUAAUGAUUGGCAAGAUCUGACCAGUAGACGAUCAUGCCUGCCAAUUAGUUGUGACAUUAAACCUGGACUCAACCAGAACAGAGAUAACACCAGUCACGCCCAAACUACAUCUUCUAAGGUGUUUAUCCGUAUCAACGCUAGUAAUAGAGACAUUUCAAAUAUCCGUGAUGAGGCGACAGCAGCAGCCAGUUUGACAGGGUUCACAAAAGAGGAAAUCAAUUUUUCAAAGAUGGGAAUGAUAGCGCUGAAUAUUCUUGCUGAUGUUUUAUAUGAUCUAUUGAAACCGGAUAAACCAUGUCUACGUCCAAGGUGUGAUUGUGAUAUAACAUAUUUGUACAGUGAGCACAGGAAUCUUAAUAAACACAUUCCUAGUAAUUCAUGGGGUGGUCCAUGGCAAAGAAUUCAGACUACAGACAUAGCUAUUGGAGAUGAUAUUGAGCGCAUAAGACUGACAAGAAACGAAUUACAACACUCUAGAAUAUUUCAUCUUGAUGAUAAACGUUUUAAUGAAUUACGUAAUAUACUAAGCGACCUUUUAAAACGGUUUGAUCAACACAGCAAACCAACAAGGCUGUAUACAGAUCAUCUAAAUGAGAUUUUGGCUAAAACUGUUUCUGUAGAGGAAGUGAAAUCUGUUAAAAAUCAAAUAUUAGGAAUGGCUAUUGAAGUUGAAAUUGAACACCAAAUCAAUGUUUCAACACAAUAGAGAAAUAAGCCCAUCUUCACAUUUUGUAUAAACAGUAACGUAUGUAUUUUACGAGCAAUACGUACACCACUAUAGCAAUAGAUUUACAGAAGACCUAUCAUUUAUGAUAAUAAUCGAUUAUCCUUAUUAAAAGAUGGUAUGCUGCUGAUAAAAAUAGAGUCACACAAAAAGAUGGCCAAGAUAAAAAUAAAAAAAGAGUGGACCAAAGAUGAAUGAUUUGACUAGAAUUCAAAAAUGAACCAAUAGUGAACUGUUUCAGUGUUAUUUUUAAACUGUAAAUGCAUGCAGUAAAUACUGUGUCAACAUACUAUAAUAUGUAUACAUGUACAGCCAAUACCAUACAUGUAUUAAUUAUGUGCAUAGAAUGAAUACUUGUAGCUAUGAAAGAAAUAUAUAUAUGUGAAUGUAAAAAUGGAAUCUAGAAAAAAUAUUUUCAGUACAGUGAAAAAAUGAGAUAAAACAAAAUCACAAUUAGGAAUAUUUUCUCUUUGUUUUAGUUGAUAAAGUUAACUGUGAGUACUCUCAUAUCUGUUGUUGGCAUGGUUGGGAUGUUCAAGUGCCCAGCCAGGUCCAUUCUGUCUAUUUUAGAUGUAUUUUAUUCAUAUUUGUUACGUUUAGAAGACGUGCUUUUCAACAGACUGUCGGAAUUUCAAUGGAAACCAAUUGUGCCCCUCUUCUUUCCAAUUUGUUUUUUUCUUAAUUUUUAUGAGGCUGACUUCAUACAGGAACUUCUUAGGAAGAAGAACAAGAAGUUAGCAACAUCCUUAACUUUACGUUGCGCUAUAUAGAUGAUGUUCUCUAACUAAAUAAUUCAAAAGUUGGUCACUAUGUCAUGAAUGAUCAUGUACAUGUAUGUUGAAUGAAUCUAUCCCAUCGAACUAGAGAUAAAGGAUACUACAGAUACAGUUAAGUCUGCCUUAUAUUUUGACUUACAUCUAGACAUUUACAAUGAGGGUCGAUUAAAAAAAACUUUACGACAAAAGAAAUGAUUUCAACUGCCCAAUUCUGAACUUUCUUUUUUAAGUUGCAAUAUUCCAGCAGCCCCUAUAUGCGGAAUAUACAUCUCCAAACUGAUACGAUAUUCCCGGGCUCGCAUUUCCUAUCAUGAUUCAAUGGAUGGAGGAUUGCUGAUUACUGACGCCAUAACGCGUUGGUUGACUGUUAUGGAAUAACUGUUUCAUAGAUGAUAUCGGAUAUGAUCCUCAUGUCCUAACAAUAAUACCUUUUAAUUCUACGCUUGUGACCUACGAAUUAGAUUUGUUAUAACAUAAGCAAGACGGUGGUGCCACAUGUGGAGAUCACCCCCAGUUUUUGGUGGGGUUCGUGUUGCUUAGUCUUGAGUGUUCAAAGUUGUGUCUUCUGUACUAUUAUUUGUCUAUUUUUUUUUAAAUGUUUAGUCAUGGCGUUGUCAAAUUAUUUUCAAUCCUUGGCUUUCGAAAUUUUUUCAUCAGAGCGUCACUGGCGUAUUUAAUAUUUAACCUGGCUCCUUUUGUUAGCUAUUAUUCGUAUGUUCUCUGUCCUAUAUGUUCUCCCUAUUAUUUGUAUUGCAGUCCUAUCAAGCAAUGUCAUUUUAAUGUUAUAUUUAACAUUGCCAUUAAAGCGGGAGGUAUGGCAUGCCACAAAACCAGGUU
Mytilus trossulus (common blue mussel) is the source of this 4704-nucleotide messenger RNA. RefSeq lists its product as uncharacterized. The coding region runs from base 11 to 3073 and encodes 1020 amino acids. NCBI's taxonomy places the organism in Eukaryota, Metazoa, Mollusca, Bivalvia, Mytilida, Mytilidae. The record is from RefSeq and is a predicted model, not a curated record. The transcript is spliced from 12 exons. Gene Ontology annotation, molecular function: protein binding; GTPase activity; GTP binding.